CAGGAGUUUGGCAUCUUUCUCAAAAAACGAGCCAGCCUUGAGGAAGACAAUGCUCAGACGCUGAAGAAGCUGGCGCGCGCCACCCAAGAUAACAUCCGACGACCCGAACACCGCGGAGGCUCAUUUGGCCAAGUAUACGAGGAAAUGGUCCAAAUCCACGAACGCAUGGCUGAUAACGGCAUCCACUUUGCCGCAACGCUUCUGCAGAUGAACGAAGAGCUCCUCGAGGCGGCUGGCACUGCUGAGCGCAACCGCAAAUCUUGGAAAGCCACCGGUCUAUCAGCCGAGCAAAAGGUCGUCGAUCUCGAGGUCGCAAUGCGCAAGAGCAAGGCGAAAUACGACUCUCUGGCCGAAGAAUAUGACCGCGCCCGGACAGGCGAGAGCAGACCUGGCGGCGGCAAAGUUUUGGGCGCAUUCAAAGCACACAAGUCGGCCGCCCAGCAAGAGGAGGAGCUCCUCAAGAAGGUUCAGACUGCAGAUCAGAUGUACCACAGCGCCGUCACCAGUCUACAGACGGAGAAGGCUCAGCUGCAGAAUACAACUCGGCCUGAACUUAUCAAGUCGCUUCAGGAGGCUAUUCGCGAGAUAGAUUCUGCUGUCGGCAUGCAGAUGCAAAAGUUUGCUUUGAAUAACGAGAAUCUACUGCUUGGCAAUGGUCUCGUCAUCAGUCCGUUUAGAAACAGCACUUCCAUUGGCCCCAACCAGCCCCGAAGCAUGAGAUUCGCCGUCGCGUCCAUCAACAUCAACAAGGACCUGGAUGAGUUCGUGGCCGGAUUCCACUCCAAGGUUCAGCCAAACACGGGCGAGAUCAAAUACGAGCGCAAUCCAGUGCGCGGAUUUCAGCAAAGCCCGCAGUCUUUCUCGGUGGCAUCACGGACAGGCCCUAGCAACUUCAACGGCCCUCCAGCAGGCGCUCCAGGCCCCCAGGGACCACCGGCUGCUACUACUUCUACUCCCACUAACGCAGAGCCUCCAAAAUCAUUCCAUCAACCGAACCACAGCCGUACCUUUAGUCAAGGCAACAUGCUGAAUUCCCCCAUUAGCCCCCAGCCUCAAUAUGGCUCAGUGGGCCCAAUGGGUCCAGCAUCAGGAGGCCCUCGCUUCCCCAACGGUGGCCCUGCACUUACCGGCCCGCCACAGCUCGGAGCGCUUGCCUUCCAAGAGAGCGAGGGUCCAUCUGAGAAGAGCUCUUCGCCUCCUCAGCUGGGACUUCCAUAUCAGCCUCCGGGGCCAAGCGCUCCACCAGCAUACAGCGGCCCACCUGCUCUCAACACUUCUGCGGGCUCAAAGCCCGUGUUUGGCGUUCAUCUAGGCCGCUUAUAUGAGCGAGAUGGCCUUGCUGUGCCCAUGGUUGUGUACCAGUGUAUCCAAGCUGUCGACUUGUUUGGACUGGGCGUGGAGGGCAUCUACCGCCAGUCUGGUUCCAUGAACCACAUUAACCGACUAAAAUCCAUGUUCGAUUCAGAAUCUCAAGCACAAGCGCUUGACUUUAGAAACCCAGAGAACUUUUUCCACGAUGUCAACAGUGUUACGGGCCUGUUGAAGCAGUUCUUCCGGGAUCUGCCUGAUCCGCUCUUCACCACGGAGCACCACAGCAGCUUCAUCAACGCAGCGAAACACGAAGAUGAAAUCGUCCGCCGGGACAACCUCCACGCCAUCAUCAACAGCCUGCCCGACCCCAACUACGCCACCCUCCGCGCCCUCAUGCUUCACCUGCACCGCGUCAUCGACAACUCCCACAUCAACCGCAUGAACUCCCACAACCUGGCCGUCAUCCUCGGUCCCACGCUCAUGGGCACCGAUCCCAGCACCGCUAUUACAGAUGCCGGCUGGCAGAUCAAGGUCAUUGACACAAUAUUGGUCAACACGUACCAGAUCUUUGACGAGGAUUGA
Molecule: messenger RNA, 1893 nt
Organism: Trichoderma atroviride IMI 206040
Lineage: Eukaryota; Fungi; Ascomycota; Sordariomycetes; Hypocreales; Hypocreaceae
Source: RefSeq, a predicted model, not a curated record